Messenger RNA from Anolis sagrei ordinatus, 3464 nucleotides. Its product is annotated as zinc finger protein ZFP2-like. Gene Ontology annotation, biological process: regulation of transcription by RNA polymerase II. Lineage: Eukaryota; Metazoa; Chordata; Lepidosauria; Squamata; Anolidae. The record is from RefSeq and is a predicted model, not a curated record. Gene Ontology annotation, molecular function: DNA-binding transcription factor activity, RNA polymerase II-specific; RNA polymerase II cis-regulatory region sequence-specific DNA binding.
GGGGAGGAGACAACGAAGGGACAUCUUCUUGGAGGGCGGGAAGCUGAUCUCGGGGACUACAAUUCCCAGAAACCCCCGCGGCGAGAAUGCCUCUCUCCAUAUACAUACAUGAAUCAGCGUGGCAACCCGUGACAGGCAUCCUAUCUUUUCUGGAGGCUGUGCUUUCUAAUCACGCCCGCUUUUGGUCACUAUUUGGAGAGAUGACGCGGGAUAUAAAUAUAAUAAUGCCAUGAUAAUAACAGCAACCACUUCCGGAGGAGGGAAGUGGGAUUCCUCAAUGACGGCGGAGAGGAGGAAGUAACCGGGUUGUUGUGAGUUUUCCGGGCAGUAUGGCCGUGUUCCAGAAGCAUUCUCUCCUGACGUUUCGCCUGUAUCUGUGGCAGGCAUCAACCCCUGAACGCGCCUUGUGAAGAAGACUCUGUGGGAGAGCUUUGUCCCAGGGAUGCCUUAGGACUGAAAUGGAGGCUCACUGCAGUGACACGAACAAGGAAUAAGUAGGAGAGACAUAUUUCAAGCGACAUACUUGGAGGAAAGGAAGGAUUGUGCUGUUAAAAGAGGGCCUUGGGAAAGAAACCAGAAGACUAAGGCAAUACAGAUACAGAGAAGAGGAAAAGCGGUGCGGUUCGGGAGUUCAUUUCUGUGAACCUCAGGCAUAAUAUUUGAAUUUUUUAUAUUGUGUAAAUGCUAUUUUAGACUGUAAGUCGCUCGGAGCGACUAAGAAAUGAAGUGAAGUGAAUUAUAAAUAAAUAAAAAAUGGAAAAUUUCCAUCCCUGUUCCACAUCACAUACAGAGGAGGAGCUACAUAACUGUAUGGACUGUGGGAAAUGUUUCAUGGGGAGUAGUUCUCUUACUGAACAUCAAACUCAUACAGGAGAGAAGAAACCAUAUACAUGCAUGGAAUGUGGAAAGAGCUUCAGUCAAAGUGUACACCUGCGUCUCCAUCAAAGGACCCACACAGGGGAGAAGCCGUAUCAAUGCACGGAAUGUGGAAAGUGCUUCAGUCGGAUUGACAGUCUGCAUUCCCAUGAAAAGACCCACACGGGCGAGAAGCCGUAUCAAUGCAUAGAAUGUGGAAAGAGCUUCAGUUGGAGUGACGGUCUGCAUUCCCAUCAAAGGACUCACACGGGGGAGAAGCCGUAUCAAUGCAUGGAAUGUGGAAAAAGCUUCAGUCGGAGUGACGGUCUGCAUUCCCAUCAAAGAACUCAUACGGGGGAGAAGCCGUAUCAAUGCAUGGAAUGUGGAAAGAGCUUCAGUUGGAGUGGACAGCUGCGUUCCCAUCAAAGGACCCACACGGGGGAGAAGCCAUAUCAAUGCAUGGAAUGUGGAAAGAGUUUCAGUUACAGUGGACACCUGCAUUUCCAUCAAAGGACCCACACAGGGGAGAAGCCACAUCAGUGCAUGGAAUGUGGAAAGAGCUUCUGUCAGAGUGGACAGCUGCAUGCCCAUGAAAAGAUCCACACAGGGGAGAAGCCGUAUAAAUGCAUGGAAUGUGGAAAGAGCUUCAGUCACAGUGGAGAUCUGAGUACCCAUCAAAGGACCCACACAGAGGAAAAGCCGUAUCAGUGCAUGGAAUGUGGAAAGAGCUUCAGUCGGAGUCACAGUCUGCGUUACCAUCAAAGGACUCACACGGGGGAGAAGCCACAUCAAUGCAUGGACUGUGGAAAGAGAUUCAGUCAGAGUGGAAAUUUACGUUCCCAUCAAAGAAGCCACACAGGGGAGAAGCCAUAUCAAUGCAUGGACUGUGGAAAGAGCUUCAGUCAGAGAGGAAAUUUGCGUUUCCAUCAGAGGUCCCACAAACGGCUAGAGGAAGAGACCUACCUUUGAGGUUCCUAGUUCUGCUAAAAAAAAUUCCCCAGACAAGAGUUCCAUCCCUCCACAGGCAGGCAACUUUAUUUAUUUAUUUAUUUACAGCACUUAUAUUCUGCCCUUCUCAGCCUGAAGGGGACUCAAGGCAAAUCACAGAACACAUACACCGCAGACAUUCAAUGCCAUUAGACAUACAGGACAGACAGACAGAUAGAGGUGUUGAGACUCAGCCUGUGUGUGAACCUGAGCCUGAAUCUCUGAUUGUAUUGCCUAAUGCUGAUACAAAUGUUGAUGUUAAUGUUGAUGCUAAUGUUGAUGGGCCUAGUUUGAAUAGUGAGGCUGAAGUGAUCAAUGAGGACAAGGCUCAAGAUGGAGACACUUUGGGCAGUAAAAAUCCUACAGACUUUGAUUUAGAGACUUCAAGGGAAAAGCCAAGUUCUCAUGAGAAAGUUUCUGUCAGACCGAGAGAAGAAAAUUCACUCCCUUCUCCUUCUGGCCCAAGCUUGCAAGAUAACUUGACACCUGGUCGAGUCAAUGAUAACAGCCGCAGUUUGGAGAUAAGCCAGAACUGCAGGGAGGCUCAAUGUUUAUGUAGGUCCGAGAGAAUCCGACAACUGAAACCAAAGAUUAGAGUUAGCCGGAAUCAGUUUUUGGGAUUUAAGAGUGGCCGUAAGGGAGAUUUCCUCAGACCAAGCAUCGUUUAAUUUCAAGUACAAACCUCCUGGGUUUUCCAGUUUCCAGUGGUCUGGUCUCUAAAGGAAUUUCUGGCAUCAAGUGAGAUUUAGCAGGGGCUAAUCUGUUCAUGGAUUUCUAUUGAGAGUUUUCUAGACAUUGCUGCUUGGGAUUUUCUUCAAGCUUUCUGGACAUUGCUGUUUGCUGUUUCAUUUCGACUUUUUAACCUAUGGAUUUCUAUCUAUUUUAUAUUCAUCAAUCAAUAAAAAGAACUGGAUUUUUCCUAAACCAAGGUGUGGUGUAUUAAUGACAAGAGGGCCCUGUUUCCUGCUCUGGAGUGCAACAAGAAUUAUUUGUUGACUUUGGUGUCCUGGAGGUUAUGCUCAAUUCUGGCCACAGGGGGUUCUGUUGCUCCAUCUUCUAUGAAGACGAGCCUUUUAUGAUCACAGACUUUCUUCCUGUUCUUUGAUCGCCAGCUUCUUAAGGUGUUGUGAAAUGCCUCCCUGCUUAAGCGGUGCCUAAUUAAGCGGUGCUCACAGCUGUUUUCAAACUGCUUAGGUAGUACUCACCCCGACCCGGGCUUGAACUGCCAACCUUUCGGUUGUGAAGGAUCUAUUGCUGCUGGUGAUUAACCCAGCUGUGCUGGAAGCAAAGAGGAAGGCUGCCACCUUGUUCUCUGUCGUGGACAGGAGUCUGUGUGGCCUGGCUUGAUUGCUGCUGGGGCAAAUACCCACAGAGGAGGACUUCUCAGUAUAACAGCCAUUUUUGAAGGGUUUAACCUGACCUCUUCCUCCUCAAGGAGUGUAUCACAGACUUUGAGGAUGAUCUCUGACGGCUUGCUGAAAUGAGUAGAGAUGAGAUCUUAUGAUAAAAGGAUUCGGGAAAAGACUAGCUCUUUGGGAGCAGAUAACAGCGUACCUUCAUACUGUUGUUUUUAAUUUAUUUGCUUUUGGUUAAUUAUAAGCACAUUGCUAUUGUUAUAUUCA